GUGAGGAUAAACCACUUUCGCAAUCAUUAUGAGCUGACUCGCAAAAACCUCAUGGUGAAAAAUCUCAAAAGAUAUAGGAAAAAUCUUGAAAGAGAUGUUGGUCGCAUGGAGGCAUCCAAAUGUGAAUUCUUCCCCUGCACUUUUGCACUGCCAAGCGAAUAUCAUCUGUUUGUAGAGGAAUUCAAAAUAAGCCCUGGUAGCACCUGGAUCAUGAAGCCGGUAAGCUAGGCAAUAGAUUAAAUCUAGUGCAAUAAAAAUUAUCUUUAUUAUCAUCAAUUCACCAUCAAAAUUAACUAGCAAUGUUAUUUAGGUGGCAAAAUCGCAAGGGAAAGGAAUUUUUCUGUUCAGGAAACUGAAAGACAUCAUGGAUUGGAAGAAGAUUGAUAAUUUUGUGUUAACACAGGAUGGCACACGCUCAGAGGAACAGAAGGAUGCAGCUCAAGUGGAAAGCUAUGUGGCACAACGCUAUAUAGAGAACCCUUACCUAAUAAAUGGCCGGAAAUUUGAUCACAUAAAAUUCUGGAUGCAACACAACUUCCUCAAACUCAACAGCAAUAAAACUGAACUCCUCCUCAUCAGCUCCAAAUCCACCCUCAGCAAAACCCACAACCUGACAGUCACCAUUGAUGGCACCCCUGUUUCCCCCUCCACCCAGGCACGCAACCUUGGCGUUAUAUUUGACCCCACCCUCUCCCUCGAGCCCCACAUCCGUCAAGUUGUAAAAACCUCAUUUUUCCACCUCCGCAAUAUUGCCAAACUCCGUCCCUCUCUCACCCGCCCUGCAGCUGAGCGACUCAUUCACGCCUUCAUCUCCUCCUGCCUUGACUACUGCAACUCACUCCUCUACGGCAUCAGCUCCACAUCCCUCAGUAGACUCCAGCGUGUCCAGAACGCAGCCGCCAGACUCCUCACCCACACCAAAUCAUGGCAUCACAUCACCCCGGUCCUCAAAUAACUCCACUGGCUCCCCGUUUCACACCGCAUCCACAACAAA
Molecule: messenger RNA, 994 nt
Organism: Gymnodraco acuticeps
Lineage: Eukaryota; Metazoa; Chordata; Actinopteri; Perciformes; Bathydraconidae
Product: protein polyglycylase TTLL10-like
Exons: 4
Coding region: 365-955 (196 amino acids)
Biological process (GO): protein modification process
Source: RefSeq, a predicted model, not a curated record